This is a messenger RNA of Penicillium waksmanii, 447 nucleotides long. Its product is annotated as aldehyde dehydrogenase (NAD(P)(+)) ald5. NCBI's taxonomy places the organism in Eukaryota, Fungi, Ascomycota, Eurotiomycetes, Eurotiales, Aspergillaceae. The annotation marks the transcript as partial. The transcript has 3 exons. Gene Ontology annotation, molecular function: aldehyde dehydrogenase (NAD+) activity. The record is from RefSeq and is a predicted model, not a curated record.
AUGAAGGCCGCCACGUCGUCUAACUUGGAGGCGACGCUUGAACCUGGCGGCAAAUCACCAACAAGUGAGUAUCUUGGAUCCUUUGAAAAAACCAUCAUCUUUCCGGAUGCGUAUAUCGAUGCCGCUGAUAAAUGGUAUGCUAGAGACAUUAAUAUGAACUUCGGCCAAACAUGCCAUGCUGGAACUCGAUUUUGUGUGCACAAAGAUGUCUAUGGCGAGUUUCUUGCCAAGUUUACACAGCACAUAAAAUCAAUUACUGUCGGACAUCCCUUUAACAAGGCUGCAGAUCAUGGUCCUCCUAACAAUGACGCGCGCGAAGAGGUUUUUGGGCUCGGAGUCGCCAAUUCCGAAUUCUCUUUAGAUGGAGAGGUCAAUAAACAGGCUAAUAGUAGGACAUACGGCCUUGCAGUGGCAUGUCAUACCAAGGGCUAUGAGCGGGGCCAUUCG